Rhinolophus ferrumequinum (greater horseshoe bat) is the source of this 3464-nucleotide messenger RNA. RefSeq names its product sperm-tail PG-rich repeat containing 3 (gene STPG3). The record is from RefSeq and is a predicted model, not a curated record. The coding region runs from base 16 to 933 and encodes 305 amino acids. The transcript has 6 exons. Lineage: Eukaryota; Metazoa; Chordata; Mammalia; Chiroptera; Rhinolophidae.
CCAGAGACCCUGACAAUGAAUUUUGACCAGAAGGCUGUGAAAUUCCUGGCAAAUUUUUACAUCAAUGGAGGCAAACACUGGAGCCAUGGCCCCCUGAGGCCGAAGUCCUCUGUGCCCACCCAGCCCAUGGCUGCUGUGCUGUUGUCAGGGCCAAAGGCCACCUGGGACAAGAUGCAGCCCCCAGCAACGCAGGAGUUCCCGGCAGGCCUUAGGGAGCAAGUGGGCCACCUCCAGGAACCCCCGCCCAUCUGCGCCCGGAACCCAAAGGAGCUGUGGCUAGAGCGACGCCCCCCUGUCGUGACCGACCUGGACAUCCCGGGCCCCACCAAGUACCAGGUGCCGGAUGCUUCCGUGCGAGAAUCCUCCGCGCACCCCAACUUCAGCAUCAGCCGCAAGCACCCCGCCCGCGAGGGCGGUGGCCGCAGGGCGUGGCAGACCGUGUGGUUCCAGAGCGAAAGCCCCUUCACACGGAAAACCGACUUUAACAGGGAGCGAAAGUGGCCAUCGCCCGCCGACUACUACCCACUCAGCGGACCUGCCUUCCCAGCUUUCAGCUUCGGGGGCCGCCGCCCCGCCUCCAAGGCAGUGGAGGCGCGCUCGCGACCCCGGAGGCCGCAGGUCUGGGGUGCUGGUCACUGUGCCCAGCCCCCGCUUCAGGUCCCACCGCAGGUCCCGGGCGGCGAGAAGCGCCCUAGCCCCAACACCUACGACAUCCUUCCCGGGAGCUGUCUGCAGACCCCGCGCCCCCCCGCCUUCUCCAUGAGCCGCUCGCCCGCGUUCGCGUCCUGGGUCAGCUCCUCCCGUAACCCCGGCCCAGCCACCUACUACGUGGAGGAUUGCUAUAACUCGCGCUUCCCCUCAAUACCCGGAGUGGUCAUCCAGGGCGAACGCAGACCCAAGCGCCAUGACACGGGCCCCUUCUGCACGCUUUAGAGCCUGCUGAACACAUCCUGCCCCGCCGGUUAUCACAUGGAGCCCUGCCUCCCUGGGGGCCUUCCCAGGUCUCCCUCUGGAACUCAGAGACCCCAGUCUGGCCUUCUGACCCUUUGCACACCGCUGAGCCACCCUCCUGCCUGGCUGACCCUUCUGUGAGCUGUGCUUGAGGAGAGGCCAGCUCACAGCCACCACCCCCCCUCCCCGCCAUCCCCCUGCUAUUAGAGGCGAUGUUGGUUCUUCCAAACUCUGUCUGCCAUCGUGGGCCUGUCUGCCAUUUCUCACCCCGUGAGCUGUCCUGCAGCUGUGGCCUGCCGCUGGUCUGUCAUGUCUGACUUUCCCUGACCAGGGGUCUCCCUUUGCUUCCUCUUAGGAGCUCUCUUCUCUAAGAUGGGUGGAGUGGCAGCCUGGGACUUCCUGGCUUGGGACAGUAUGGGAGGGGUCCCUCUGGGCAGUGCAGGACACAGCCACCUAGCCAUGCCACCCAGGGGACCGGGCCAGCUACCAGUCUACCCGAGGGUCAGGCUGCUUGCCGAGCAGAGGAACUGACUUUGGGGUGAAGGGGGGGCCAGAUUCCCUGAACUGCCAUCUUGAGGAGAAGUCGGCCUGCCCAGCCUCCUGGGAGGGCCCAGAGGACUAGCUUAUCAAGGCCUGACCCCAUUUUCCCCAGCCCCUGCCCAAAGACCCUGCGAACUGGCCCUGGGCCUUCCCUGGUUAUGGCCCUGUCCUGUGGCCUGGCCACUGGGCUAUCAGCCUGCUCUCCUACCCAGGAGUGGGCCUCAAGACUGCCUCCCUGCAGCUGCUGGUGGUUCCUGUCAUGGCACCAAUUCUUUCAGGGGUCCUUCCUGUGGCUCCCAUCCUCCCCCAUCCAAGCUCUGGGCCAGACCCCUUCCUGUUUCCUCUGCUAGAGCUCAGCCCCUUCAAAAAGGCACUGCAACAACUGCUCCCACAGUGGUGGCAUCAACCUUCUGCAGAGAGGACAAGGACCAGGCAGUCUGAGCGCACUCACCUAUGACCUCUAGGGCUGAACCAGCUGGGAGUUGAGCCGAAGCUCCCCUGGGAAUCAGAGUAGCGGGAUUACAAAUGGUCAUCAUUGGGCCCUGGGCUGCCCAGCUCAGCCAGUGGGCAACGGAGAGAGCUGUGGGAGCCCUGGCCUCAGGGGCUUGGCCCACGGUGGGGGGACCAGGAGCCCUGCUCAUAGCUGCACCACUAACAACCCCUUGGGCUCAAAGCCAGAAGUGGGACCAGCAGGAAGGAUGGAGCCAUUCCCUCCAGUUGGGCUGAGAGGGCUUCCUGGAGGAGGCUGUGGGGUAAUGGGCUUUCAGGGAUGAGCAAGAGUUUCCUGGGCAGCAGAAAAGGAAUUUCUAGUAGAGCAAACCUUGGAAACCGAGGCACAUGGAAAGGGAGAGGGUGUGACAUCUGCUGCGCUACGCUUGGGGACACUGGGCUGGUGGGCUGGAAGGUGAUCUGGAGGAGUUGGAGAGGCUGCAGCUCCUGGGUUGCAGGGCUUACACACUUAGCAAUAGGGAACCCACUGAGGGUGCAGAGCAGGGAGUGCCCAUCGGCCCUGUGAGCUGCUGGCACCGCUAAGGACAAGGGACACCACGAAAGCUAGGCCUCACAUUCACAGUCUCAGCCUGAGGGCCUAUCGAGUUGGGAUAGCCUGGGAGUUCGAUGCUCAUGGUGACGUGAGGUCAGCCAUCCCUUGUCCACUCCCACUGCAAGCCCAGGUCACUGCUGGGUGCCCGCCAUUGGGAGCACACGUGGGGGAGAGGAUCGUGCACCUGGUGGGGCCCGGGUGCAGGGGGCUGCUAGCGCGGCAGUGCUCCAUUUUUUCAAGCAAAAAUAUUCUGUCAACUGUAAAACAAAAUCGACUAGGUAUUCUGUCACCAAAAAUAAUUUAUUUGGGGAAAAAGAAAGGGCUGCAUUCGGGCAGACGCAGACAUGGUGAGCCAUUGCACGCACAGAACAGGACAAAGAUGAAGUACUUUAUACAGAGAAGAGGAAGUUAAGGAGCGGGGCUGGGACGCCAGGGCUCUUACGUAACCCUAGAGCUCUUCCCGUAGAGCUCUCCGAUGACGUCAGUGCGAGAGCUCCUCCCACAGGCACUCCCGAUACCCUCUAGCUUAAGGUCUGUCAUAAAUUUGAUCAUUUUUCAACGUCAAAAGGCUGCUGUGAGGUCAGAAACAGGACUUUUCACGAUUAUAAAAAUCAAAUAUACUCGGCUAAAAUGUCAGUUCUCAAAUUCUUCAAGUCGGCCACCCCCCCUUCUGUGCCCGCCCCCUCCCCCGUACUCCUUCCGGUGGGGCCCCACACACCCCGCCCUCUGCCCCCACCGGCCCCGGCGUGGGUUCUUCUGUGUCUACAGAGGAUAAGGCCAGAGACGGGGGUGGGCUGCAAACCUGGCUGGGCCCAGACAGCCGCCAGGCGGGAGGGAGGGAGGGAGAGCCGGCCCCGGGCGUGGCCCGCGGAUGGAGCGGGACCUGGGGGGCGGAGCCGCGCUGGUGGUUCGCGCUCUAUCUGGACGCUUU